AACGGCAGCAGUACUACGAAGUUCACGAGAGGGGGGGUAGGGCUGGCUGCGAACAUCGACAGCAGAGGCAGAAUGGGUUCCCGAGGUCUAAAGAGAGCUACACUGCUUCUCUUCGGGUCCUCUAUCAUUCUGGCGCUGUUUAUCAACAACACGGCUCUGGAAUGUGGCGGUGGGGGUCGACUGGGAGACGGUUUCCACCCUCCCUGGGCCUCCAUCAGCCGCCAGCCGCCACUCCAGAGCCUUCCUGCCUUCCCCACAAGACACUCAGGAUCGUAGAUCACCUAGCUCCGACAGAUCAGAGAUUGUGCAGAGGUUCGUGAAAGCAAUGUCGAGACGUGGACCACCAGUUGAACCAUCCUGCAGACAAGCAACUGGUGAAUAUCUGACUCAUUCUGUCUCCAUGCUAGGGAUUGGUAGCCUGGAGCUCGGGCCAGGUCCACAGAUACUUGACCUCCUGAGAGACAUUGUCAGAACUUUGCCAGCUGAUCUAACUGCCUGGACUCUCACCAAGCCUCUACCUCUGGACACCAAUGCCUCCACCUUGGAGGCUCUCAGGUAGCACUGAGAUAGAUCAAAGUUUGAGUUAGUUAUCUUUUCGUUCAGAGGUCUGGGUAUGCGAAGAUUGGGGGUAGUGUCCCUGGCAAACGAGCUCAUUUACUCUGGGCUAGAGGAGGAUGACAUUCAGACAACUACCCGCCAUCUCAACGAGGCAGGGCUCCACUGGGUCGGUCUGUCUGUCAGAAAGGAAGAUCUGGUGUCAGUGAAUGGACUGAGGAUUUCCGUUCUCGCCUACUGUGCCGUCUAUAAAGAAUGUGAGGACUCAGGCGGGCUGUUCUCCCCAGUCAAAUACAGCCCCAGAACCGCUGCUACUGCUGUCAAAUCUCUCAAAUCAAGAGGAGCUGAUGUGAUAGUGGUGAUGGUGAGAUGGGGGAGGGGAGGGAGCUACCUUCCCGAUGAAACUGUUCUAGCAACCGCUCGUUACCUGGCAUCUCUGGGGGUUACCCUAAUUAUUGGCGACCAUCCUGCACUCCAGCAAGGACACGCCUACUUUGAGGGGACCCUGGUAAUUUUCUCUCCUGGCAGUUUCAGCCAAUCCUCUGCAUCUCCUCACCUCUGCUGGCAACAGGGAGAAGAUGGGAGAUUGGAGUACUCACAGGCAGAGCGGUGCCAGUCAGUUCACCCCAGUCUCCGCCGCAGUCUGCUAGCCAGGCAACAGCAGACUUCCCUCUACCAAAUACUCCUCUCCAGGUCAUUGCCUCCUGUGGCACAGUACGUGAGUCUCCCACGCAGUAGAGGUGGGAGUGGUCUCCAGUUGCCCCGCCCACCAGCUAACGAGAGUCUGUCGUGGAUACGGGUGUGUGGUGAGCAAGACCUCAACUGUCUGGCCUGUCACUCCAUGUGACUGUCGUCUCUGAAUGAACUCCGAUACUUGAUUCACUUCUCAUAAUAAUGAAACUGAAGCACACAUAUAUUUAUAUAUUAUAUAAUGUAUGCACAAUAAUGGAGACAAUGUUGAAGAUGAUGAUGAUAGGGGUGGGUCUUUAUUCCUCUCGGGAGUGGUGAAGUGGCUGACGAGGUCUCUGGCAUUUGGACAGACCCAGUCUCAGUCUUGGUCUGGAGAGGUUCAGGUGGACUGUGGUGGGGUAGGCCUCCUGUGUCGAGUAUUCACGUCUUCCGCUGCAGUUGUAACAGGAGUUGUAGCGUCUGAGACUGGAUGGUGACCACACCCCUUCAUCCUCUCUCUCCACCACUGAAUACUUCUCGUCCCAGGGGACGGAAGGUGGGUGGUGUCCGUAAAGAGAGGAGAGUUCCUCUGUGUCUUCUCUGUCAGAGGGCACUACCUGAUGGUCUCCACACACCAGCUUACCACUUCCCCCACCCUCUCCUCUUCCUCCACCUCCUCUCCUCUGCCGGCAGGGAGAGAGGUUGGCAGGUGAGGAGUGUCCUUGAGCAGCACACCCAGAGCCAG
This is a messenger RNA of Geodia barretti, 1969 nucleotides long. NCBI's taxonomy places the organism in Eukaryota, Metazoa, Porifera, Demospongiae, Tetractinellida, Geodiidae. The record is from the annotation of a GenBank genome assembly.